GAGUGUUGGUGCGGGGAAGAUGCAGUCAGAGAUAUGUCCCCCUGGGGAUGAAUAAAGUAAUAUCUUAUCUUCAUCCAGUGGUUCCCAACCUCUGGUUCAAGACCCCCUAACGGGUCCCUGGAUCCCCCCUAAGGGGUCCCAUGCUGAUCAGGACUGUGGAACCGCGCUGAGGCAGCGUUUCCUCUCGUGACCGUGGCAGCAUUCAGAAGACAGAUUGGCCCAUUUGAGCACAAUGGGAGGCGUCCCGCUUCCAAUCUGACACAUUUGCACACGUAACCUGCCGAGCGGCAGCUCAUCUCCUCGGGCCGAUCGCAGCAGCAGAUAUCGACUGCCGCAGCGUCUGCGGGCCCAGGCUAAGUGCUGCAGCGCAUUAGCUCCCAUUGUGGCCGGCUAAAUGGACGGAGAGACGUCCACUUCCUCCCGCCGCCGUAAUGGACUCUGGUCUCAUCACGUUCUCAUUAUCGUGGUUUGUUGCUGCAGAGUUAACUUUCCACAACAAUAGUUUUCCCAUUUCGGGAAACGAAGAGAGGGAUCAGCUCUUCGUCCUCAAUCUGCACAUGAGAAUGAACGUUUCUAUUCUCCGCUCUCAGAGGAACGAGCUGCACGCUAUCUGGGGACCCCCGGGAGGUCCUGCACCUCAGGGUCCCAGCGUUCUGCUGGUGGAACCGUUCUACGGCGGCUCUCACAAACAGCUGAUCGACCUGCUGCAGCAGAACAUCCACGGCUGCUGCGUCUUCACGCUGCCCGCCAAGAAAUGGCACUGGAGGGCGAGAACGGCGGCGCUGCACUUCAGCCAGACCAUCCCCACCUGUCCAUCAUACAGAGUCCUGUUCAGCAGCUCAGUCCUGAACCUGUGUGAGCUGGUGGCCCUCAGACCAGAUCUGGCUCACCUGAAGAAAGUUCUGUACUUCCACGAGAACCAGCUGGUUUAUCCGGUCCGCAAAGACCAGGAGAGAGACUUUCAGUACGGAUACAACCAGGUCCUCUCAUGCCUGGUGUCAGACGUGGUGGUGUUUAACUCGGUCUUCAACAUGGACUCCUUCCUUUCCUCGAUCUCCUCCUUCAUGAAGAAGAUCCCAGACCACCGACCCAGAGACCUGGACCUGCUGAUCCGGCCCAAGUGUGUGGUCCUGUACUACCCAGUCCAGUUCCCUGAUGUCAGCAGGUGUGGUGAGUUUCCAUCAUCAGGAGACGAGCAGGAAGAUCCACAUGAGUCCAGUUGUGAACCCAGAACAGACCAGAGACCAGUUAGUGAGGGGGAUACUGGAGACCAGAUGAAACCUCUUCACAUUGUCUGGCCUCACAGGUGGGAGCACGACAAAAACCCUGAGCUGUUUUUUUCCACUUUGAUCAAACUGAAAGAAAAGCAAGUCGACUUUCAUCUGUCGGUGCUCGGAGAGACUUUCACUGAAGUACCAGAGAUCUUCUCGGAGGCCAGAAGUCAGCUGCACCGUCACAUCCAGAACUGGGGUUACCUGUCCAGGGACCGCUACCUGCAGGUGCUGCUUCAGGCCGAUGUGGUCGUCUCCACCGCACGACACGAGUUCUUCGGAGUCGCCAUGUGUCCUCUUCAGAGACCUGGUGGGAACCUGCAGGUGUGGACUCUGAGGACCGGCAGCCUGUGAACCAGACUUCAGUCACCUGCACUCCACAGCGCUGCAGGCCGAACGGCCAAUCAGACGCUCCGCUCUCUGAAGCUCGACCAAUCAAACGGCCCUGUGAGUGCGUCGGCCUGCAGCGCCGAUGUGUGAUCUGCACCUGAUUGAUGUUUAGAGCUCCAUGUGUAUAAUAUGUGAGGCUUCACACCGAUAAUACAUUACAACAACAAAUAUGUAACGGAGAAGAUGAAGAACGCAUCAACAUAUAUACUGUCACAGUAGUAUGAAGAACACAUCAACAACUAAUACUGUGACAUAUAAGUAUGAAGAACACAUCAACAACAACAAAUAUACUGUCACAGUAGUAUGAAGAACACAUCAACAACAACAAAUAUACUGUCACAGUAGUAUGAAGAACACAUCAACAACAACAAAUAUACUGUCACUUAGAAGUAUGAAGAACACAUCAACAACAACAAAUAUACUGUCACAGAAGUAUGAAGAACACAUCAACAACACAUACUGUGACAGAAGUAUACAAAUAAAUAAAAUAAGAAUAAUGAAAUUGCCUCAAUUUGAAAAUGUUGCUGUUGGAACUAUUUUGUAAACGAUGAAAUACUUAUGUUAGCAUGCAAUGCUAGUGGAGUGUAUGGAUGCUGUACACAUGUUAGCAUUCAAUGCUAGUGGAGUGUAUGGAUGCUAUACACAUGUUAGCAUUCAAUGCUAGUGGAGUGUAUCGAUGCUGUACACAUGUUAGCAUUCAAUGCUAGUGGAGUUUAUGGAUGCUGUACACAUGUUAGCAUGCAAUGCUAGUGGAGUGUAUGGGUUUCCGUACACAAGUUGGCAUGCUAUGCUAGUGGAGUGUAUGGGUGCUGUACACAUUAGCAUGAUAUGCUAGUAGAGUGUAUGGGUGCUGUACACAUAUUAGCAAGCUAUGCUAGUUGAGUGUACGGUUUGCUGUACCCAUGUUCGCAUGCUAUGCUAGUGGAGUGAAUGGGGGACAUACGCAUGUUAGCAUGCUACGCCAGCAGCAUGCUACGCCAGCAGCAGGUUGACAAGGUGAAGGAAUAAAUAAAUAAAGAGGAUUCAUGUGAUUCAUUAGCGUUCAUAGUGUUUCUAUAAACAAGAACGAGACUUUCAUAACGAGAGACGGCACGCUGUGGUAAUGAAGUCAGGAGCUAAUUAU
This is a messenger RNA of Cyclopterus lumpus (lumpfish), 2784 nucleotides long. RefSeq names its product glycosyltransferase-like domain containing 1 (gene qtman). The record is from RefSeq and is a predicted model, not a curated record. Gene Ontology annotation, molecular function: glycosyltransferase activity. The transcript has 9 exons. Bases 432 to 1625 code for a protein of 397 amino acids. Lineage: Eukaryota; Metazoa; Chordata; Actinopteri; Perciformes; Cyclopteridae.